This is a messenger RNA of Scedosporium apiospermum, 1578 nucleotides long. RefSeq lists its product as uncharacterized. Gene Ontology annotation, molecular function: RNA binding. Lineage: Eukaryota; Fungi; Ascomycota; Sordariomycetes; Microascales; Microascaceae. The coding region runs from base 1 to 1578 and encodes 525 amino acids. The record is from RefSeq and is a predicted model, not a curated record. The transcript has 8 exons. Gene Ontology annotation, cellular component: nucleus.
AUGGAUGAUGCAGAGCGACGAACCAUGAAGCGGUCGCGCUUCGACCAAACCGAGCCCGAACCUAGGCGCCCAUCUCGGUUUGACCGUCGAUCUCGAUCGCCUCCUUCUAAGCGCUCCGAUGCGCCCCGCGAGCGAAGCCCAAUUUCUCGUCCUGAUGGUGACACGAAAAGACCCGGUGUAGAUCCUGCCGCUGCUGCUGCUGCCGCUGCUGCCAAGAUUAAUGCUCAACUCCAGGCUAAGAAAGGCAUCCAUCACGCGGAUGUCCCCUCCAUCAAGUCUCCAUCCGACUCCGACUCGACUCCCGCGCCUCCCCUCGGAAAGACCAAAGAAGGCGGUGUUAUUGGUGGAGAUAUGUAUGUCUCUGAUGGCGACUACAUCAAGGAUAUCGAGAUCAACGAUUUGCGAAACAAAUAUGUCAUCACGAGAAGUGCGACCCUCAACGACAUCAAAGCUCAAACUGGUGCUGACGUUACCACUCGUGGGAAAUACCUACCUGAUAAGAGCAUGGCCACCCCAACCAAUCCUCCGCUUUAUUUGCACGUGACAAGCACUUCCAAAGAGGGACUCGAGAAGGCCGUUGCAAUCAUCGAAGAUCUAAUGAAACAAGAGCUUCCAAACUUGGUUGACGAACGUCGCUUGCGCCGACGUGAACAAGAUACUGUCGAGCGGGACGAAUACGGAAGACGUAAAUGGCCCGAGGAGAAGAUUCCCAUCAACCUAGAACCCUUGCCUGGGUUCAACCUUCGCGCCCAGGUUGUUGGCCAGGGAGGUGCUUAUGUGAAGCACAUUCAACACGAGACUGGCUGCCGUGUGCAGAUCAAAGGCCGUGGCUCUGGAUUCCUCGAACAAGCGACUAACCGUGAAAGCGACGAGGAUAUGUUCCUUCAUGUGACUGGUCGUGAGAUAGAAAUGGUUCAGAAGGCUAAGGAACUAUGCGAAGAUUUGAUUGACAAUGUCAAGCAGCAGUACGAGGAGUUCAAGAGUAGGCCUCCGAGGAGUUAUGGUGGCGGUGGUGGCGGUGACCACCGUGGAGGCUACGGUGAGCGUAGAACCUACGGCGAUCGCGGAGGCUAUGGUGAUCGUGGAAGCUACGGUGACCAUGGUGGUCAUGGUGGUCAUGGAGGCCACCCCUCGCGUGGCGGCGAUUCUUACCAUGGCUACGGCAGGAACAGCUACAGCAAUGAACCCCGAUCGGCUAGUCCAAAUACACCUACCACCUCGAGUGCGCCCACCGCCACUACCUCUGCCUCCGCGGCGGACUAUGCUGCCCAAUAUGCGCAAUACUACGGUGGACAAGACCCCUAUGCCGCUUACGGUGGUUACGCUGCCUAUGUCCAAUACUAUCAACAGUACUACGCCGCCGCCCAGGCGCAAGCAGCCCAACAGGGAUCGCCUGCACCUCCUUCAGGUCCCGCGCCGCCCACUUCUGCAGCCCCUCCUCCUCCCCCAGCGGAUUCACCACCACCCCCUCCUCCUCCGAGCACUGCGGCUCCUCCUCCGCCACCUCCAGGGUCCGGACCUUCCCUUCCAGGCGUUUCCGGUGGCUACGGCUCAGUUCCUCCGCCGCCGGGUCUUUAA